Messenger RNA from Pedinophyceae sp. YPF-701, 564 nucleotides. NCBI's taxonomy places the organism in Eukaryota, Viridiplantae, Chlorophyta, Pedinophyceae. The record is from the annotation of a GenBank genome assembly.
AUGGUGCAUUACGUGGUCACUCACGCUCGGGCGUUCCCGCGCGGCUGCAGGCCCCUGCUGCUGGCCGGGUUCCUCGGAAUCUCCGCGUCAGCAGCUGCGAGAGCUCUGUCCCACUCCCUCACCUUCGCCGUCAACCUCGCGGUCACUACCAACCUCGCGCAACACCUCUACCACAAGAGCAAGGCCACGCGCGCCCACAUCGCACCCGCCUGGAAGCGCCAGCUCCCCAGCCUGCUCGCCCUCGCCAGCAUCCCGCUCGUCAUGGCGGAUCCGACGCGGCACGUCCUCCAGGACGCGGGGCUCAUCUCGGCGGCCAUGUACCGAGCCGAUUGCGGGCCUGACAACGGGCUCCAUGGCCUGCUGUGUCUGAGCCUGGCGGGGUGGAUCAUCACCGUGUUCUGCACGUACGCCGGCUUCGGCCUGCUCAUCUCCGGCGUGCUGGAGGGAGCGGGCGUGCCGGCGAAGGUCCGCGCGGCGUGGGCGGCCUCGCGUGCGCGGCGCGAGGCUGGCGAGGAGUCCCGCGACACGCCCUGGAGCGACAUCGCUGGCGGGAGCGUGGCCUAG